AUGGACGUCGAUACCUUGAGAUCUCUUCGUGUCUUCGAGGACAAGACAACCAAGAACCAGCGCGAUUCACCUCUCCUUCGUCUCCCCGCCGAACUCCGCAACAAGGUCUACGAUUUGCUUCUUAACGAGUUUUUCAUUGAGGCUUUCGAGGCGCCCGAGCUGAAGGCGGUGGAGUGCACUCACAUAGCCAUUCUAGUCGACACGACCGAUAUCACCAAACUCGCUUCGCCCACGCGCGCCCCAGUGACGCAAAACCUCUCCUACCCGUUCCUGAACUGGGGGCUGGACGAUCUCGUUAAGUUCGCGUGGCAAUUCGACGGCGCUGAACGGGGCAUCAUAGGCACAGAAUUUGUCAUAAUGGAUGAACAAACACUUGAGAAUAAAACAGUAGUACUCGUUACGCCAUCCGAGGACUAUGACAAUGUCGAGACGGCGCCUAGACUAACUGCACGGUCGGAUUUCCGCUCUAGCCUCAUCACGCUGAACGUCAAGAGUAUGGGAGUAGGUGGCGAUGAGCCGUGGGAGGAAGCGGCGGAGCAGGGUGGACGGGCGAUUAGAUUGUAUGACGGAAAGAGUUCAGAGUAG
This is a messenger RNA of Alternaria infectoria, 585 nucleotides long. RefSeq lists its product as uncharacterized. The coding region runs from base 1 to 585 and encodes 194 amino acids. The transcript has 4 exons. Lineage: Eukaryota; Fungi; Ascomycota; Dothideomycetes; Pleosporales; Pleosporaceae. The record is from RefSeq and is a predicted model, not a curated record.